This is a messenger RNA of Pungitius pungitius (ninespine stickleback), 1744 nucleotides long. RefSeq names its product karyopherin alpha 6 (importin alpha 7) (gene kpna6). Gene Ontology annotation, molecular function: nuclear import signal receptor activity; protein binding. The transcript is spliced from 14 exons. The record is from RefSeq and is a predicted model, not a curated record. The coding region runs from base 122 to 1738 and encodes 538 amino acids. Gene Ontology annotation, biological process: NLS-bearing protein import into nucleus. Lineage: Eukaryota; Metazoa; Chordata; Actinopteri; Perciformes; Gasterosteidae. Gene Ontology annotation, cellular component: nucleus; cytoplasm; nucleoplasm.
GGCAGACAUAUUGCUUACAGGAGCAAAUUCUGGAAGGCUAGGAGAGAGAGAGAGAGAGAGAGAGGAUUCCAAUUUGAUUUAUAUCUCCACGACUUGAUACGCUCAAACGACACGGGACGUAAUGGAGCCGUCAGCCAGUCCGGCCAAAGACAACUAUAGGAUGAACCGCUACAAGAACAAAGCGCUGAACCCUGAGGAGAUGAGACGCAGGAGAGAAGAGGAGGGCAUCCAACUCAGGAAACAGAAACGAGAACAACAGCUUUUCAAGAGGAGGAAUGUGGAUGUUCUCAAUGAAGAGGAGGCCAUGUUUGAGAGUCCGCUGGUGGACCCGUUUCUCAGCUCUCCAACAUCAGAAGGAGUCAUCACCAGAGACAUGGUUGAGAUGCUUUUCUCGGAGGACCCAGAGCUUCAGCUCGCCACAACACAAAAGUUCAGAAAACUACUUUCUAAAGAGCCCAACCCUCCAAUUGAUGAAGUCAUAAACACGCUUGGAGUAGUUGAGAGGUUUGUGGAGUUCUUGAAGAAGAGUGUCAACUGCACGCUACAGUUUGAAGCAGCUUGGGCACUGACCAACAUUGCAUCAGGCACGUCCUCGCAGACAAAGACGGUGAUUGUGGCCGGAGCGGUGCCGAUCUUCAUCGAACUGCUCAACUCAGACUUUGAAGACGUCCAAGAGCAGGCGGUGUGGGCCUUGGGUAAUAUUGCAGGGGAUAGUGCCGUGUGCAGGGACUACGUGCUGAACUGCGAAAUCCUUCCGCCGUUAUUAAUGCUUUUGACCAAAUCCACUAGAUUGACCAUGACAAGGAAUGCAGUGUGGGCUUUGUCUAAUCUCUGUAGAGGAAAAAACCCUCCGCCGGCUUUUGAAAAGGUGUCCCCCUGUCUGCCGGUGCUGUCCAGGCUUCUAUUUAGCAGUGACCCAGACCUGCUGGCGGAUGCCUGCUGGGCCUUGUCGUACCUCUCCGAUGGCCCCAAUGACAAGAUCCAGGCUGUCAUCGACUCCGGCGUCUGCAGGCGCCUCGUAGAGCUGCUCAUGCACACAGACUAUAAGGUGGCCUCCCCUGCCUUGAGAGCUGUAGGCAACAUCGUAACUGGAGAUGACAUCCAAACACAGGUGGUGUUGAACUGCUCGGCUCUGCCCUGUCUGCUGCACCUCCUCAGCAGUGCUAAAGAGUCCAUUCGCAAAGAGGCGUGCUGGACCAUCUCAAACAUCACAGCAGGAAACCGAGCACAAAUACAGACGGUCAUCGACGCCAACAUCUUCCCGGUUCUGAUCGAUAUUCUACAGAAAGCAGAGUUCAGGACCAGGAAAGAGGCGGCGUGGGCCAUCACCAACGCCACCUCUGGAGGAACGCCAGAGCAGAUCAGGUACCUGGUGAACCUGGGCUGCAUUAAGCCGCUGUGUGACCUGCUGACUGUGAUGGACUCCAAGAUCGUCCAGGUGGCCCUGAACGGGCUGGAGAACAUCCUGAGGCUGGGCGAGCAGGAGGCCAAGCAGGAGAACAGCGCCACCGGAGUCAACCCUUACUGCAGCCUCAUCGAAGAAGCCUACGGUCUCGACAAGAUCGAGUUCCUCCAGAGCCACGACAACCAGGAGAUCUACCAGAAGGCCUUCGAUCUGAUCGAGCACUACUUCGGGGUGGAGGACGAGGAGCACAGUCUCGCCCCUCAGGUGGACCAGGCCAACCAGCAGUUCCUGUUUCCCCAGCAGGAGGCUCCCAUGGAGGGCUUCCAGCUUUAAGUCCCC